Molecule: messenger RNA, 1638 nt
Organism: Symphalangus syndactylus (siamang)
Lineage: Eukaryota; Metazoa; Chordata; Mammalia; Primates; Hylobatidae
Product: large ribosomal subunit protein eL8-like
Biological process (GO): ribosome biogenesis
Cellular component (GO): ribonucleoprotein complex
Molecular function (GO): RNA binding
Source: RefSeq, a predicted model, not a curated record
UUCUCUCUCCUCCCGCCGCCCAAGAUGCCGAAAGGAAAGAAGGCCAAGGGAAAGAAGGUGGCUCCGGCCCCUGCUGUCGUGAAGAAGCAGGAGGCUAAGAAAGUGGUGAAUCCCCUGUUUGAGAAAAGGCCUAAGAAUUCUGGCAUUGGACAGGACAUCCAGCCCAAAAGAGACCUCACCUGCUUUGUGAAAUGGCCCCGCUAUAUCAGGUUGCAGCGGCAGAGAGCCAUCCUCUAUAAGCGGCUGAAAGUGCCUCCUGCGAUUAACCAGUUCACCCAGGCCCUGGACCGCCAAACAGCUACUCAGCUGCUUAAGCUGGCCCACAAGUACAGACCAGAGACAAAGCAAGAGAAGAAGCAGAGACUGUUGGCCCGGGCCAAGAAGAAAGCUGCUGGCAAAGGGGACGCCCCCACAAAGAGACCACCUGUCCUUCGAGCAGGAGUUAACACCCUCACCACGUUGAUGGAGAACAAGAAAGCUCAGCUGGUGGUGAUUGCACACGACGUGGAUCCCAUUGAGCUGGUUGUCUUCUUGCCUGCCCUGUGUCGUAAAAUGGGGGCCCCUUACUGCAUUAUCAAGGGGAAGGCAAGACUGGGACGUCUAGUCCACAGGAAGACCUGCACCACUGUCGCCUUCACACAGGUGAACUCAGAAGACAAAGGCGCUUUGGCUAAGCUGGUGGAAGCUAUCAGGACCAAUUACAACGACAGAUACGAUGAGAUCCGCCGUCACUGGGGCGGCAACGUCCUGGGUCCUAAGUCUGUGGCUUGUAUCGCCAAGCUUGAAAAGGCAAAGGCUAAAGAACUUGCCACUAAACUGGGUUAAAUGUACGCUGUUGAGUUUUCUGUACGUAAAAAUAAUUAAAAUACAAAUUUUCCUUCAAAAAACAAAGAGAAUGUUAAAAUCACUUCUCAGGGAAAAGAAAUCAUCUAGGAUUAGUGCACAGAACUGACCAUUUUCCAAGACAAUGAUGGUAGAACUUCAGCUCUGCCUGGUAUUAUUGGUGUGUCUGGCUCAAGAAAAAAACUUAAGAAAAUAAUUUCUCCAUGGAAAACUCAGUUGACGUGCUGGGGUGUGUCUUUACUUCUAAUGUGCAUACAUGUGAGGAGGGACAUAGCUAUACAACUUAGACUUCAUAAAAGGAAGUGAGACUGUGCUUUCUCAUUAAUUUAUCAAGGGUUCUGUGCUUAAUGACAUGUAAGAGGUGAUCUUUGUGUCUCACCAUUCAGAAAUGAGAUGUCAUGAGUUAAGACUUCAAAUAGAGCUGAAGUUGUUGUCUCUAACCCUUUACCCUCUUCAUCAGGACUCACUUCUGAACUGACUUAGAAAUACAACAGGAGAGGCAGGCAUGGUGGCUCACACCUGUAAUCCCGACACUUUGGGAGGCCGAGGCAGGCAGAUCACUUGAGGUCAGGAGUUUGAAGCCAGCCUGGCCAACAUGGUAAAACCCCGUCUCUAUUAAAAAUACAAAAAUUAGCUGGGCAUGGUGGCGUGCGCCUGUAAUCCCAGCUACUCGGGAGGCUGAGGCAGGAGAAUUGCUUGAACUCGGGAGGUGGAGAUUGCAGGGAGCCCAGAUCGUCCCACUGCACUCCAGCCUAGACGUCACAGCGAGACUUCAUCUCAAAAAAAAAACAGAAA